This is a messenger RNA of Poeciliopsis prolifica (blackstripe livebearer), 5785 nucleotides long. RefSeq names its product NEDD4 like E3 ubiquitin protein ligase (gene nedd4l). Gene Ontology annotation, biological process: regulation of dendrite morphogenesis; ubiquitin-dependent protein catabolic process. NCBI's taxonomy places the organism in Eukaryota, Metazoa, Chordata, Actinopteri, Cyprinodontiformes, Poeciliidae. The transcript has 28 exons. The record is from RefSeq and is a predicted model, not a curated record. Bases 120 to 3908 code for a protein of 1262 amino acids. Gene Ontology annotation, molecular function: protein binding; sodium channel inhibitor activity; ubiquitin protein ligase activity.
UCAGCCAGCCAGCCAGUCAAAGGAGAAGUGGGCGACACAAGAAGAGGAGGGAACCAACAGUAAGUCAGAGUUUUAACAGUAAGUGAAAGUGAACGGAAGCUGUGGGACAUGAGGUGAAAAUGGCUCAGCGUCUGCGUUUAUACUUUGGAUCUGGCCGCAGCAACACAGCUCCGGAGAUGCUGGGAACGGACUCAGAAGAGCAGCGAGAAGAGGGUGAAGCGUCCAGAGCGCGCUACAUGCAGCCUUCUCGUUUACCAACGCCUCCUCAGGAGUUGGGGGCUCAAAACAUCUCAUCAAGAACUUUUGGUUUGCGUUCGGAUCCCUCGCUCAAAAGGAGCUCCUCCAUGUUCAUACCACAGCUCUCCACCUACCUUGAAUCACGACCCACCAAAAGUUCGUCUGUGCAGAUCUCCCUCCAGCGUUCCAAUGGAUCAAUUAAUAGACACUCUGGUGGCUUUGCUGAAGAUGUCCCUCCGCCUUGCUAUUCCCCACCUGGACCUGCGCCUGCAUAUCCUGAACCACAAACUCAGGAAGACUUUCCACGACAGCCGCCUCCCCCAUACUACAGCUCAGAUUCCCAAUUAUUGCUGAAUGAACCAAAUCUUCCCAAACGCAGAGUUUUUAGCAUUGGUUCUAGUGGCUAUGCUACACAGAGCGGAGGCCAACCUGGUGUUAAUGUUGGUACCAUUUGUAUCCAGAGGAAUUCUCCUGAGAUUUUUGAUGUCCAGCAUUAUCUUCUUCCUUAUGGUCAAGAUGGCCAGCAGCAGACUCUAGAGCCAUGUGCUGGUUUUAAUGGUGGAACACAGAGACUAGUUUUCCAGCUACAGCAAAACCAAAACCAGGAUCAGACCCAAGAUUGUCAGCAGACUGCUGCAUCCCAGGGGGACUUUGGCCGAAGCAUCCGCACAGUGCGUUAUCCCAGAAUCCGACUGCAGAGGAGCUCAUCUCAUCAGAGGCUGCUGCUGGAAAAUAAACAUCUGAAAAACGGGGCAGACUUCCAGACCAUAGAGGAGAAUCAGAAUGAUGUGGAACUGGAGGCAAAAGAUGGAUCAAAAUGUUGUACUUUUAAAAUCAGAGGGGACAACCCCAGAAGGCAACCUCAUUUCAAGAUAUUCUUUACCCAGAGGGAAGGCAGAGAUCAAGAUGCGAGUCUUGGCAAGAAAUUGGCAACAAAUAAUCCUGAGACAAGAGAUGAUUUCCUUGGGCAAGUCGAUGUUCCCCUCAGUCAUCUGCCGACAGAGGAUCCUGCUAUGGAGCGCCCAUAUACGUUUAAAGACUUCCUGCUUCGACCAAGAAGCCACAAGUCCAGGGUGAAGGGUUACUUGCGUCUGAAGAUGGCCUAUUUGCCCAAACAAGGAGGACAAGAGGAGGAGGCUGGAGAGAUGAGGGAAGAGGCUGAGGGUUGGGAUGAGGCCGCAGAUUCAGGCUCCCAGCGACCCCAGCAGCUGUUGCCUCCUUUGCCUUCAGGCUGGGAAGAAAAGGUGGACAACCUGGGACGCACCUACUACGUGAACCACAACAACCGCACCACCCAGUGGAAGCGGCCUUCAAACAUGGACGUUAUCUCAGAAAUCGAGAGUGACAAUCAGCAGCGGCAAAUAAAUCAGGAGGCACAUCGUGUUUUCCGUGCGCGGCGCCACAUCAGCGAAGACCUAGAGAACGAGCGCAUGGACUCCAGGGACAUGGACAAUUCCUGGGAGCUCAUCACUGAAGAGGAUCCCAACGACAGCUUGGCCCAGUCUCUGCCCGCUCCCUCCUCCGUUUUGACCCCACAGCACUCGCCGACGCCUGCUGCUCAGGAGUUUUCUGAAGACCUAAAUUUGAGGCUGUCAAUCACCCCUGAAACGAAUGGUGAACUGCCAGGGCCCAGCUCCUCUCUGAGCCAGCUGUCAAACAGACUCCGGUCUUCAAGUAUGACAGAUGGUGUCAGUGAUCAGGCCCAGGCUCCUCCUCUAACGCAGGGUCCACAGACCAGAAGAACAAGAGCUCAAACUGUGUCAGGUGGUGAAGAGCCCAUGUCCCCCUCGGCAGCUUCCUACACCUUGACCACACCCGGCCUGCCCCCCGGAUGGGAGGAGAGGAAGGACGCCAAGGGAAGAACUUAUUACGUCAAUCAUAACAACCGCACCACUACUUGGACUAGGCCAAUUGUGCAGCUGACUGAAGACGGAGCCAGCACCUCAGCAGCAGCAGUAGCAUCAGGGCCUGCCUCAGCCCUGGUACCCGCUUCCACCCCUUCCUCCUCCUCUUCCAAUGCUUCCAACCACCACCUCCAUGAGCCCCAAGUCCGACGACCUCGUAGCCUCAGCUCUCCCACUGUCACCCUUUCCACCCCUUUGGAGGGCGCCAACAAUAUCCAGGUGCGGAGGGCGGUGAAAGACACCCUCUCCAAUCCACAGUCUCCUCAGCUGUCUCCGUACAGCUCCCCAAAAUCACAACACAAGACCCAGCAGAGCUUCUUGCCCCCGGGCUGGGAGAUGAGGAUAGCCCCUAAUGGACGGCCUUUUUUCAUCGACCACAACAGCAGGACCACCACCUGGGAGGACCCCAGGUUGAAAUAUCCCGUCCAUAUGAGGAAUAAGAACUCAAUGGAACCUGGUGAACUUGGUCCUCUUCCUAACCUACCAGAGGAGCCCGGAUGGGAGGAAAGAGUUCACACAGACGGACGUACUUUCUACAUCGACCACAAUACAAAGACCACUCAGUGGGAGGACCCCCGUUUACAGAGUCCGGCUAUCACGGGACCUGCUGUUCCCUACUCCAGAGAGUUCAAGCAGAAAUAUGACUACUUCAGGAAGAAAUUAAAGAAACCGGCGGAUAUUCCCAACCGCUUUGAGAUGAAGCUGCACAGGAACAACAUCUUUGAGGAGUCCUACCGUCGAAUCAUGUCCCUGAAGAGGCCUGAUGUUCUAAAAGCCCGAUUAUGGAUCGAGUUUGAAUCGGAGAAAGGAUUGGACUACGGCGGCGUGGCCAGAGAAUGGUUCUUCCUCCUGUCUAAGGAGAUGUUCAAUCCCUACUACGGCCUGUUCGAGUACUCUGCCACUGACAAUUACACGCUCCAAAUCAAUCCUAACUCUGGCCUCUGCAAUGAGGAUCAUCUUUCCUAUUUCAAGUUCAUCGGGCGUGUGGCAGGAAUGGCUGUGUUUCAUGGAAAACUCCUGGAUGGUUUUUUCAUACGUCCAUUUUACAAGAUGAUGCUGGGGAAACAAAUAUCACUUAAGGACAUGGAGUCUGUGGACAGUGAAUACUAUAACUCCCUAAAGUGGAUUCUGGAAAAUGAUCCCACAGAACUUGACCUACGGUUUUGUAUUGAUGAGGACAACUUCGGACAGACAUACCAGGUUGACCUGAAGCCCAGCGGUUCAGACAUGGUGGUCACCAAUGAGAACAAGAAAGAAUACAUUGACUUGGUCAUCCAGUGGAGGUUUGUCAACCGGGUCCAGAAGCAGAUGAACGCUUUCCUGGAGGGAUUCACUGAGCUCAUUCCAAUAGAUUUGAUCAAGAUCUUUGACGAAAAUGAACUAGAGCUGCUCAUGUGCGGCUUGGGCGACGUCGACGUUAACGACUGGAGACAACACACAGUUUACAAGAACGGCUACUGUCCCAACCAUCCGGUGAUCCAGUGGUUCUGGAAGGUUGUCCUGUUGAUGGACGCUGAGAAGAGAAUUCGACUCCUCCAGUUUGUUACGGGAACAUCGCGAGUGCCGAUGAAUGGCUUUGCUGAACUUUAUGGCUCUAAUGGCCCUCAGCUGUUUACAAUUGAGCAGUGGGGAACACCAGAUAAGCUACCAAGAGCUCAUACUUGUUUUAACCGCUUGGAUCUGCCCAGCUACGAAUCCUUCGAGGACCUGCGAGAGAAGCUCCUCAUGGCGGUGGAGAACGCUCAAGGCUUCGAGGGAGUUGACUAAAGCGCCCCCUUCUGACUCUAUCCAGCAACAACCAAUAGCAAAGAAACGAAACCGAAUCUCCAGGGAUGUGAAGCCAGCUGCUUGUAGCAGUUUUUGUGCUAGCAUGUUGUACUGUAACGCCUGACUGUGAGCCGCCUCCACUGCAUUGUGGUUCAAAGACUGUACAGCAACUUGUCAAGCCAAUAUGCCUACGUGUUUCUAUCUUUACAAUGUAGGAUGGGUCACUCCCUUUUUUUUUUUUUUGUAGAUACUGAGGAGAGAAAAGGAAGCAUUGCACUGCCUCAGUUCUGAGAUGUCUUAUCUGCGAGCAUGAUCGGUGGGGGAAAAAAAAUCCAAAACGCAGCAGGAUUCCCAGAGUCCAGCAUUUCUUUCCUUCUUCCCCCAUCCUGUGAAUAUCUUCAGUGCCGGAAAAGAUGCAUUUCAAUAGCUCUACUAUAGCUCUACUAUUGUGUUUGAGCCCCUUUCGGUGGAGAGCUCUUUGCAUGGCCUUAAUCUGGCUCCCACAUGCACUACUUCUCCUAAGAAGCUGCAAAGGCACUACGAUCGUAGAUCUUAUUCAAAUAUUUAACCCAACACCAGGUUACCUUAGGAAUGCUAGCCAGUCACAUUUCAGGAAAUCAGAGACACCCCUCCGUAGAGCCUUGUCUGGGACGUGAUCAGAUAGUGCUGCUGCAGCCUUUAUAAACUAAACAUUUCUUUUUUUAAAAGUCAUUAAUGAAGCUUGAAUAAGAGUACAUGACAUAAGCCCCACUAUAAUUUCCCUUGUUUUUGUUUUUUUAAUAUAUAUAUGCAUAAUUUUGUGAUCACACAACAUAAUUUCUUUAAUUAAUCCUUUGUAACUGACAGGAAAAUAUGGUAUGUAUUUGUACUAAUGAACAAUGUUCCUUGCUAUUUCAGAAACCGUUUUUGACAUGACGUUUGAAGUUCAGGUCUGGUUCGUUCCGGGGGCGAAAAGAGUCCAUAUCAUUUGUUAUGGUGAUAGCAAAUGUGUUUGAAAAAAAACAAAAAAACAAAAACAUUUUUACUGUAGUGCUUUAAAAGCAGCAUGGAACUGUGCGUUGUGUUUGCUUUUGACUACGUAGUAACUUUGGAAAUGUAACUGCUCUCGAGGUCAUGAAGGGAAAUGUCAAACUGUGGCAAGUUUCUGUGAUUAACUUAAUGCUCCUCAUGUCUGUUGCUAUUCAUGAUGCUGUAAAAUUGUUUUCUCUUUUUUUUUUUUGUUUCUUUUGUUUGUUUUUUUUUGUUUUUUUUUUUCCCAGGGGAAGGAGUGCAUUUUAAGUAAUUCAUGAUAUAUAAAUAUGUAUGUAUUACAUUUAACAGAAGUAUUACUGAUCAACACUAAAAUGAAGCCGCGUGUGAGUGAAUGUUGGUGUGAAAAGCUGUGAUUAUCGCUGAAUACAAAGCAGCACGUUUCUUACAAAGACAAAUGUUUCUCGUUUCUUUUUUUUCUUUUCUCUUCCUUGUUUCUGUUUUUUCUAACACAAUUGAACCUAAAGGGCACUUUAUAGAUCACUCUGAGGUCAUGUCGCCUGAAUUAUGUUUUUUUUUCUUCAUUUACUUGAAUGUGGUUCUUUCCUUUUCAGAGCACUUCCUAGUGCAAUAUAAAUACUCUGUAAAUUUGGACUGCUGCUACGUAGAAACAGAAGUGAACAAGACACUUCAUUUUCUUAAGUUCAUAUCCUGUUUCGAGCUGUUUCUUGAUAUUUUUCUCUUGUACGUUUCUUACCCCAGUGAUUUCAAUUCUGACUUGUUUUUUUUUUUUUUAAUCAGGAUUUCUUUUUUUAAUGGAUGCUGAGAAAUAUAAUUUUUGUUGAUGAUUCCACUACUUUCUGCAACCCUGUGGUUCAUUUAACUUUAAAUAAAAAUGACACUUCUUA